Messenger RNA from Naegleria lovaniensis, 879 nucleotides. RefSeq lists its product as uncharacterized. The record is from RefSeq and is a predicted model, not a curated record. The transcript has 3 exons. Lineage: Eukaryota; Heterolobosea; Eutetramitea; Acrasida; Naegleriidae. The coding region runs from base 1 to 879 and encodes 292 amino acids.
AUGGAGCUUCAAGAAAAGUACAUUUCCAAAGAUAACAAGUUUCAAUUAUAUCUCGAAAAGAGAAGAGUGACAUUGGUUCAAGUGUUGUUGGAAGGGUUAAAUGAAUGGGUUCAUUCAAUUUCUCCAAAUGAAGUGGUACUUUUAUUAAGCGACGUGUAUGAUCAGUUGAAUACGAUUUGUCGAGUGAAUGGAGCUUCUCAAAUUUCUUAUCUUGAGAAUGAUUCUCUGAUUAUUGCACUGAACGCGACACGAGAUCAACAAAAGCAUGAAGAAAAGGGAGCUAUAUUCUGUCACAUGUUGAAUGAAAAAUUAUUAGGACUCAAGUACAUGAAAUGGAGAAAUGAGAAAUCACAAACUCAUGGCGAUAGAAUGAAUUUUAGAUUUUCUAUUGUCACUCAAGAGGGUCUGUGUGGAAAUGUUGGAAGUCAAGAUAUGAAACAAUUUAGUGUGUUGAGCAGUGGAAGGCAUAAUUUGGGCAUGUUGAUGGAUGUGGCAAAGCAUUUGAAUGUGAACAUGGUUUGUUCUGAACCUGUCAAGAAUGGUUGUGCAAAGACAUUUAAUUUGCGAUACAUUGACACUCAGAAUCUAGUGGAUGACAUGUUUAUCAACAGUUUUGGAAGUGUGGCGAGUGUUUCAUGUAAUAUUCCACAGAGCCAGGUUCACAUUUAUGAGAUUGGAGCCAAGCUUCAAGUAGAGAACGAUGAAUGGAUGUAUGAAUUAUCACAAAAGGAAAAGAAGAAUGAGUGGAAUGAAUAUAAUAAUGCAACUCUCUUGUUUUUUGAAACAAGAUAUCAAGAAGCAUUGGAAUUGUUUCAAAAGUUUUAUCAGUCCAAAACCAAUGAUAAGCCAACUGAGAAUAUGAUUCAAAGAAUCGAUUAA